Messenger RNA from Juglans microcarpa x Juglans regia, 2226 nucleotides. RefSeq names its product receptor-like protein 13. The record is from RefSeq and is a predicted model, not a curated record. Gene Ontology annotation, molecular function: protein binding. Lineage: Eukaryota; Viridiplantae; Streptophyta; Magnoliopsida; Fagales; Juglandaceae.
CAGGAUCCUAACUAUGAUGAUUAUUAUUAUUACAAAAUGAGGAAAUAUUAUGAGAAACGUUCAUGGUUGUUAAAUGUGUCUCUAUUAGAGCCUUUCAAGGAGUUAAGAAGCCUUAGUCUAUCCCGUAAUGCAAUCGAUGGUUGCAUACCAGAUGAAGGAUUUGAAAAGCUUUCAACCCUAAGGAAUCUGGAAAUUUUAAACCUUGGUUACAACUUCUUUGAUGACAAUAGCAUUCUACAAUCUCUGGGUGCUAUCACUUCGCUCAAGACUUUAAAUCUUACUUGGAAUGAGUUGGAGGGAUACUUUCCAGCACAAGAAUUAGUUACGUUGAGAGAUUUGAACACGCUGGAUAUAAGCGUGAAUAGGUACAAUGGUACCCUCCCAAAUCAAGGUUUCGAAAGGCUAGCGGUACUGAGAAACUUGGAGACAUUGAUCCUCGAUUGGAAUAGGUUUGGCUACAGCGUCAUUCCAUCUCUAAGUAACCUUACAUCCCUUAUGACAUUAAGUCUUUCAGGGAAUAAUAUCAGAUUUGAUGAAGGAGUAAAUGUUGAAGGUAAUUAUAUUAUUAUAUUAUUAAUUCUUGGUCCUAUACUAAUUGCUUUUAGUCAUUUUAAUUUAUACCUUUUCUUAACUACAGGUUGGAAAAUGUUGUCAAGAUUGGAGAACCUAGAGAUAUUAGAUCUUAGAUACAAUGAACUCAACGACACUAGUUUUCUUCAAUCAAUUGCUGCAGUGAAAUCUCUUAAGACUCUCAAUCUUCUUGGAAAUCAGUUGACGGGAUCCUUUCCAACCAAAGAGCUAGCAAAUUUAACAAACUUGGAGGUUCUUAUCUUGGGAGGUAAUCAUUUUGGUGGACGACUAGCAAUCCAAGAAUUUUGUGCAUUGAAGAAGCUUGAAGUGUUAGAUCUAUCUGACAAUUACUUUGACGGGAUCCUACCUCCAUGCAUAAACAAUAUGACAUCUCUUGUGGUGUUAGAUAUUUCUAAUAACCAAUUUAAUGGAAAUGCUUCAUCAUCAUAUGUAGAAGCCAGCGGAAGAAGUCUCAAGUACAUUGAUUUUAGUUAUAACCAGUUUGUGGGCAUAUUCUCAUUCAACUUAUUUGCCAAUUACUCUAAGCUUGAGGUUCUUAGAUUCAACGGCCAAAACAAUAAAGUUGAAAUAGAAACUGAAGGUUCUAUGGGUUGGUCCCCCUUGUUUCAGCUGAAGAUCAUCGAAUUGCCCUAUUGUAGUCUGAACAAGCUCACCGGUAGUAUUCCAAAGUUUCUUCUUGCCCAGCAUGAACUGGAUACAGUUAAUCUUUCUCACAAUAAGUUGAAAGGAAACUUCCCGAAUUGGUUGGUUGAAAACAAUACAAGAUUACGCGUGCUAGAUCUUCAGAAUAACUCUUUUGUGGGUCAGUUAUAUUUACCAACAUUGAUCCACACGCAUAUGGUCUGGAUGGAUGUCUCGGCCAAUCACUUGGACGGAAAACUUUCAGAAAAUAUUGGCAGGAUUUUUCCAAAUUUAGUAUAUCUAAAUCUUUCCAAUAAUAAGCUUGAAGGUAAUCUUCCUUCCUCAAUUGGUGGCAUGCUUUAUUUGGAUAUAUUAGAUUUUUCUUCCAAUAAUUUCUCAGGCGGGGUACCAAGAGUAUUAAAUACAGGUUGCUUAUUAUUGAGCGUUUUGAACCUUGCUCGUAACAGCUUCAACGGUGAAAUUUUUGUUGGGACAAGCCAGAAAAUUCUGCAAAUGAAUGAUAAUCAAUUCACAAGUAUCACAUUGGUACCAAAUUCAACUCUUGACCUAUUAUAUUUAGAUAUCAGCAACAACGAAAUUUCAGGUACAAUCCCCCAAUGGCUUGGGAACGCGUCAUACUUGAGGACUCUUGUUAUGGCUAACAAUGAUUUUUAUGGUCGGAUCCCAUGUGAACUAAGUAUGAUAGGUUACUUUAGACCUUUCUCAUAACUUAUUUACGGGAUCGUUACCUUUUUGUUCGAAUCUGCCACAUCUUGAACACCUAUAUUUGCAAGGGAACAAAUUCACAGGAUCAAUACCGAAGGCUCUUUUCAAUUCCUCAUCUCUUUUGACAUUGGACAUUGGAGAUAACAACUUUACAGGCAGCAUCUCUGCUGAAAUCAAACAACUUCAACGCUUAAAAGUACUUUUGUUGAGUGGUAAUCGUUUCACUGGUAUAAUUCCGAAUCAGUUGUGUUUGUUAAGAAUGAUAAGCAUAAUGGAUCUUUCCAAGAA